Molecule: messenger RNA, 2809 nt
Organism: Photinus pyralis (common eastern firefly)
Lineage: Eukaryota; Metazoa; Arthropoda; Insecta; Coleoptera; Lampyridae
Gene: bdg
Product: sodium- and chloride-dependent GABA transporter ine
Exons: 8
Coding region: 174-2681 (835 amino acids)
Biological process (GO): sodium ion transmembrane transport
Cellular component (GO): membrane
Source: RefSeq, a predicted model, not a curated record
GCAAUAAUAUGUAAUUUUUGUGUGUUUAUUUAUUUAUUUCUCCAUGGUUUUCCGAUAUUAAAAUAAAAAUCUGAAUUGCGUUAAUUGAUUAUAUACCACAACGUCCAUAUAGUAUAGAGGGGUCCCCCUUUUGCUGUUGGAAGAGACCAUGCGAAAGAUCAAGACCGAACGACAUGCCAGAAGCUGAAAGUCCUCUGGGUCAUUGGCCACACAGCCUAAGCUCGAUGCUUGCUUGUCUGGGAUGUACCGUGGGGCUUUUCAAUAUAUCAAGAUUUGCCAUACUAUCCACACAUUACGGGGCUAAUUUUUUAAUACAGUUUCUUCUACUAUCCGUCGUAAUAGGACUGCCGUUAUUUACUUUGCAACUAUGCCUUGGUCAACAACUAGGAGCCGGAGUGAUUGAUAUGUGGAGGAUAUCGCCGCUCUUUCAGGGAGUUGGAGUUGCCUUGCUCGUGUCGCAAGCGUUUAUCGGACUGUAUAGUAUAAUUGGCGUCUCGUGGCUUUUUGUAUAUUUUAGAGAUUCUUUUAUAACAAAAGAUGACCGAUAUCGUUGGGCAGAACCGUACUACUAUUAUAGAGAUUUUAAUCCAAAUGACAACGGUUCAAAUUACAAUAUAUGCCAAACCGUUCCUGAUUACUUUAGCGGAAUUGUUUUACAAAGGCACCAUUUAAAAUCUGGAGUGUAUUCUGGUACAAUUAAAUUCCAAUUAGCUUUCAACUUGGCUGUUGUGUGGAUGAUUGUGUUUGUGUCACUAAGCAAAGGCUUACGUUCCUAUGGAAAAGUGGUUUAUGUAUUCUCUUUAUUGCCAGUGCUUGGCAUUUUUAUAGUGAGUGCCAAAAUGCUUAGUAUGAUCCCAUCAAGUUUUGUGUAUGCGGUCUUUCCGGAAACCUCGUGGAAUGAAUUUUUUCUAAAUUCUAGGAGUUGGGUCGCGGCGAGUCAAGAAGUUCUUCUCACAUGGGGAUUAUUAGGCGCCGCUACUAUGCAGAUAGCCUCACAUAAUAAAAAUAAACAUCUCCUACAACGCGAUUCUAGUCUUAUAGCUAUUAUCACAUUUGCUAUUUUAUUACUAACUGCGUUCCUAGCAAACACUUGUGUUCAGUUAUUGCGUUCCCAUGGUUACAAUUAUAUUCCGACGUCUUUCGAAAAAAUAAGCGCGUACAGUUUCUUACAAUCUUCACAUUCUAAUUUGCCGGCAAGCUUAACCACAAUUCCCGUUCGAUAUAUGCCACAUCAAUCGUUUAUUGUUGGAGAGAGAGUUACAAAAAACGGAAUUGACCCGACCAUGGAAAGUGGAUAUCAGGCCCUUCGUCUGGCAACCGAGUUGGUACCAGCUACGUUUGCUAUAAUGGGCACGGAAGAAAUUUACCCUUUUUGGGCUGUACUGUUCUAUUUUAUCCUAAUACUAUUCGGAAUAGCUCAACAAUUGGCAAUAUGGCAUUGUGUAAUUACGGGGAUAAUGGCGAUAAAAGCAAAUUUAUUAAAGUCAUGGGAAACAACCAUAACGUUUUUUAGUUGUGCAUGCGGUUUCUUGCUAGGAUUGCCUAUGGCUACAGAGUAUGGUAUAUACUUGGUGUACUUUAUGGACUUUACAAUUGGAGGAAUGUGGUGGUUAAUUUUGAUCAUCUUACUGAAAAUUGUAGCGGUAUUCGUAGUACGAGGCAGACCUUACAGUGGAGAUGCACUGGUGAACACAUUCUUUGCUUCUCAAUCACGCCCUUGCCUACUCACUUGGGCACCAGCUCUCUUGUCGUUUACAUGGAACGUUAUUUUACCAGUGGGACUAAUGGUGUGUUGCGUGACAUUUUUUAAAAAUGGAAACUUCAGGGAAAUGUUUGUUUGGCAUCAUGCUCCAAGUUCUGAUUACUGGCCACUGUGGGCGAGGCAAGUUGGAUCCAUGCUGCAGCUACUGCCAGUUCUUUGUGUACCUAUCGUGGCAGUUAUUCAAAGCUACAGAUAUUUAAACAAUGGACCUGCGGAUAUUUUAGACAGAGUGCAAUUAUUAUAUCGGCCACCCAUUGGUGAACAUAUGGAGGAAAUUCCUGCUCAACAAUCUUCUGCAAAUACUACCACUACAACUGCAACUGCUGUAAUUGGAAUCCCUGCUACUGUGGCUUCAUCAGAAGAUCCACCCCCAAAGUAUACACCCCCUCCCUCGUACACAACGGCAACUGGAGCAAGAAUAGCAAAAUUUUUAAGACAGAGCAUCCGACGAAGUGUGAGAAGGUUAACAAGUGCCUUAGGCGAGAGCAGUUCAAGAAAUCGCGCCACGCUACCAGCUGUUCAGGUACCUCCACCAGAUUACACCGACGUUCUGGUAGAAAUGAAUCAGUCGCACACUAACGGUCUUUCAAGUGUCAACGUUAUUACGGACAGAAAUGAUACGAACUUGAGCACUUUCGGUCGCGAGCUUGCCGAACAUCGAAGAUCAAGUUCUGGUGUACUUACAAUCGCAGAUGUUGCAAGCAUACUCCGCAACAGUUUUAGAAGAAGCCGAGUGAGGUCUGCCAACACGAUGAGGAAUGUGGUAACACCCUGUGACAGUAAUGAUACGUCUAUAACUGCACAAAAUUUGGUAGAUUCGGCCGCGCCAAUAGGCGAAACGUCUUUAGUUUUAGAUAAUCUAUCGAAUGGCGAAGGUGAAGCGAAGCUUCAUUCUGAUAAUCUCUCAGCUGUGAUAUAAAUUUGGUUAGGUAUUUAUUGUGUAGAUUACGUAAGCAGGUAUGGAUGUGUGCAAGUGUGAAUUUUAAUACUUUAAAUAUUGUAUAUAUAAAAAAAAUAAAGCUCACAAAAUUCUUUCCCACCCUUUUA